AUGAUGAUGCGGGCGCCCCUCAACGUGCAGGCCAAGCUUGGCAAGGGCACGGCCAGCACCAAGAAGCUGGGCGGAACAAGCUCCCGCAAGGGUGGUGUGGGCUACAGGAAGUACGAUGGCGACGCCCUGUGGCUGCCCAACACCUCUCGCCCCGCGUGGCUGGACGGCUCGCUGCCCGGCGACCGCGGCUUCGACCCCCUGGGCCUGUCCAAGCCCGCGGGCUUUGUCCAGAUCGCGGUUGAUGACAACGACAUCAACGCCGCCAAGAACUUCAAGGGUGACGUGGAGGGCGCUGCCGCGGUGGUGACCGACCAGGUCAGCGAGGUCGCGCUGUCCCCCUACAGCGAGGUCUUCGGCCUGCAGCGCUUCCGCGAGACCGAGCUGAUCCACGGCCGCUGGGCCAUGCUCGGCGUGCUGGGCGCGCUCGUGGCUGAGGGCGCCACUGGUGUCAAGUGGUGA
This is a messenger RNA of Monoraphidium neglectum, 459 nucleotides long. Its product is annotated as Chlorophyll a-b binding protein CP29. The transcript has 2 exons. The record is from RefSeq and is a predicted model, not a curated record. The coding region runs from base 1 to 459 and encodes 152 amino acids. NCBI's taxonomy places the organism in Eukaryota, Viridiplantae, Chlorophyta, Chlorophyceae, Sphaeropleales, Selenastraceae. Gene Ontology annotation, biological process: response to light stimulus; photosynthesis, light harvesting in photosystem I. Gene Ontology annotation, cellular component: chloroplast envelope; chloroplast thylakoid membrane; plastoglobule.